Molecule: messenger RNA, 1185 nt
Organism: Botrytis porri
Lineage: Eukaryota; Fungi; Ascomycota; Leotiomycetes; Helotiales; Sclerotiniaceae
Exons: 1
Coding region: 1-1185 (394 amino acids)
Source: RefSeq, a predicted model, not a curated record
AUGCCACCUUUACAAUUACGACAGGAAUUUCCCUCUCUCAAAGCGUUUAAAGAAGCGCUCCAUGCUUGGGCGAUUGAAGCACAUUUCGAACCGAGGAUUUUAAAAAGUGAUACGGGGAGAGUGAGGGUGGGGUGUAAGAGGGAUCCGGGAUGUCCUUUUGUGGUGAGGUGUAAUUGGGAGAGGAGGGGAGGGAGGGAACCGCUGGCUAGGGUUACGGUGUUGAGGGAGAGACAUACUUGUUUGGAUGAUUUGGUUAAUGUUGGACAUUCGGGUGCGGGGGGAGUAGGGAGAGGACAGGUUAAUGGGGGGUGGGAUGGGAAUGUGGGAGGGAUGUCGGUGGGGAUGGGACAGAAUGGAAAUGGGGGAGUGGGAGGAGUUGGGAUGGGGAUACCCCCUGGUAUGGUUGUUAGGACGGGAGAAGGGGAAAAUGGACAUAUUAUUCCUGGAGCGAGAGUUAUUGAACAACAUAAUGGAGGAGGUAAUGGAAUGGCAAUUCCAGGCCAAGUUCUACCUGUUCUACCGAAAGUGCAAAGGAAUAGCGCUAGUCGAUUACCAUUUCUCAUGGGAAUCUUACCAAAAUUAAUGACGAUUACGAAAGAUACGGCACCAGUGGAAAUUCGAGAUCGGAUGAUGAGGGAAUUUGGAGCUGAAGUACAUUUACAGCAAUGCCGAAGGGCAAAGACGGAGAUCUUGAAGAAAGCAGGUAGUAGAGAUGAAGGUAGUGGAAGACAAGGUGAUGGAUUAGGGAGUGAUGGUACAAUCUCUAGGAAUGGAUCUGGGAGUGGUAGUGGGGGUGGAAGUGAAAAUAACGGCAAUGGUAUGCAAGGAAACAAUAACAUGCCGCAAAACCAAGUUCUCUUCUCCGAUAUGAACAAUCAUGGAAAUGAAACAAACAACAAAGUAAACGCACCCAUAAAUAACGGAGCGCCUACAAAUCAAAACGCAAAUAGAGUCGAAACUCCUAUACCCCCGAAUCCGAAUCGAGCGGGGAGUAGUGGAAGUCCUCAACAACCCUUCAUACUGCAUACCGCACAAGGAAUUGUAACGCCGGCAAUCCCGGAACAGAAUGAUAAUUCGUUGAUGCAAGGGGAGCAACCGAUUAGGUGUCCGUAUUGUAUUAAUCAGAGAUGGAUGAGGAGUAUUAAGGAUGCGGUGGAACAUAUGAGUAUGCAUGUUGUUGUUUGA